GUUACGAGUCGCGCGCCCGAAUCAACUGAAUGCACCUUUCGCGUCUCCUGCCUGCCUGCCUACGCGCCUUCGUCGUGGCCUUCGUACACCUGUCCGCGUCUCUUCCGCGUGUCUCGAAAGAGAUUUCCGGGGGUUACGGUCAACAAAAUAUAACUCGUCAUUCAGGAGCAGAGUAACUCCACUCGCGGGGCGUGCUGUGUGAAUUCGCCGACGAUGACGAGCGACGACGGUGAUGUUUUUAUCAGACGCGCAUGAUCGCAUUCGGAGGAUCAAUCGUUCGAUCCGGUCACGGAGCGGAGAUAUCUCUUUGAGAGGAUCGAGCGAUGCAGUGACAAGUGCGCGUGCUCCAAGUGUUCAGAGUGAAAAUCCGAAACGAGUGUUGUUGCGACUUUUUCGUUUCGGCGACGGAUGUUACACAUUUGAUCGGGAAGACAAAAAAUAUAAUUUGUUAUAAGUAACAAUUUUUAAUCAUUUACUUGAGCGCAAAGUAUCAACGAGAGAUCGAGUGUAAAGCAAGAAAAGUGGAAAUAUGAUUUAAUUAUCCAUAAAAGAGAGAGAAAGAAGAAAUAAAUAAUUCUAUAAAUAAAAAAUAGUUCUAUAUAAAUAAUCUGGAGCGAGAUUGGUGUAAAGAACACUUAUAAAUGUUAAAAUUUACGUAGUAAAAUACAAAAACCACACAAGCACGAGGCGUCACAAUCUGAAGCUAUUUUGUAGUCAUUAAUCAUCAGGUAGCGGAAAAUAUACGAAACAAGAGAAGAGAAGGGCCGUUCCCGGAAAUUCUUCGGAGAAAGCCAUCAAUCAUAAGUUCGUUUCAUCGCACUUGUGCAAAUGCGGUUACAAAUGAAAAAAAAAAAUGUUCCUUCUUUUUUUAAUAUAUUCUGAAAUAUAAUCCUUUCCAUUCACAAAAAAAUUUUUCGCACUCGAUUCCUCUUUCGAGAGAACACAAUACGAUCCUUUUCUCGAGGGGGAGAGAGAGAGAAAGAGAGAGAGUAUAAACGUUUCGAAAAAGGAAACAACAAAUCUUUCUUUCUAGUCUAGUCAAAAGGACGGGGAAGGAAUUUUUAAGUCCUUAACUGAAUUUCUCGUAAAAUAAUUUGUGUGUACGGGGACGGAAAUAUACAAAAAGAUGCACGCGCUCUUCAGUGAACAAAACGCGUAUUAUCGACAUGCGACAACGAUGCCAGUCGCAAUGGGCGCGCCGUCGUAUUCGGGUGUCGGUUCGGCCACAGGCUAUUACGAACAAUAUCGUUACGGUGGUUACGCUACUACCGCGUAUCCGGUGUCGGGUCUCGGUCAGCAACACAUCCAUCACGCCGGCAAGGACAUGGUUAAACCGCCCUACUCGUAUAUCGCUCUAAUUGCGAUGGCGAUACAAAACGCGCCCGACAAGAAGAUCACGUUAAACGGUAUUUAUCAGUUUAUCAUGGAUCGAUUUCCGUAUUAUCGCGAGAACAAACAAGGGUGGCAGAAUUCGAUUCGACAUAAUCUCAGUCUGAACGAAUGUUUCGUCAAAGUGCCGCGCGACGACAAGAAGCCGGGCAAAGGUAGCUACUGGUCCCUCGAUCCGGACAGUUACAACAUGUUCGACAACGGUUCUUAUCUGAGACGUCGGCGACGUUUUAAGAAGAAGGACGCGAUCAAGGAGAAAGAAGAGGCGUUGAAACGACAGGGUCUCGUACCGGAAAAGCGUCAGGAAGACACCAAACCCGGCAACGCUCAGGUCGCGUUACCGCCGCCGUCGGACGCGCCUGCGAAGAAACUCGGCACGUUGGAGACAACCGCCGGUCUAUGCAAACCGAAACGUGAACCGGUGAACGAUCACACCGGCGGCAAUCACUGCAUGGCGGUGCAGGCAAGCAAGUACGGUCUGCACAGUCCAAUUCAGGACACGAAGACGACGACGGUGGCUGUGACGGCGCCCGGACAGAGCGUCAUUCAGACCGCUCUGAGCCAUCAGGUGCAUCAGGUGCAUCAGAUCGCUCAGGACGGCAUUCAGGACGUGUCGAUGGCCGGUUUGGAUCCCGCGAGCUUCAGCGUGGACGCGUUAAUGACCACGCGGGACAACAGCGCCGGUCUGAUUGCGCGCGACAAUCAGCAUCAUCCGCACCAUCCGCACGGGCUUCAGCAUCCGCACACCAUCAUGAGCAGCAGAGAGUCGAUGGGUAGCGGAAGCAGGGAUCUGUCGUCCGCGUGCACAACCACGACCACGACAACGGCCGCGGUUGCGGCGAUGAUGGCCACAACCGGUUACGGGCACAACAGCACGGUUUCCCGUGGAAAUACCUCACCGCCUGGCAGUAUGUACACGCCGUAUUGCGCGCCGGCGGCCGCCGGAUACGCCAUCAUGGAUCACGAGUACAACUCCGCGAGGAGUCACGUAAACAACGUGGGACACUCGCAGUGGUAUCAAGACGCGGCCAGUCCCGACACGGCGAUUUAUCAGGACACCCAAUCGCCCAGUUGCCAGCUUUACAGGUCCAGUCCGCCGACGCCGCUUUCGACGGGUGCCGCGCCAUCGCCUCCGCUUUAUCCCAGGGUCUAUUAUCAAGACUGCAACGCCGUCAAUACCAGUGGGAACAUACCUAUAUCGUUGCACAAAUACUGAGAAUAUCGGAAUUCAAGGUCCCACCAACGGGACCUUGAAGAUCAUCACGGCGACCAUUACGAUCCGGGUUUGGUUUACGUGAAGCAGGAAUGGAUCCCGUCGACGGACGAACUCGCCAAAGAGUGGAAUUAAGACGCGUCGUUGAGAGAUCCGGUAAAGAAAAAGAAAGAACAACAACAACAACAACAACAACAAAUAGCGUAAAUCUGCCCGCGUGUCGUAUUCGAUUGCGUAGAGAAUUUAUCCGGGGUCACAGUAGGGACAAUUAUUAGUCUAUUGCAAUAUUUAUAGCGAAUCAAUCUGUGCUGCAUAUCUCGAUCGACGGCAUCGAUUGAAGAGAAAAAAAAAAUCCAAAUAGUUUAUUUCGAUAUAAAUUGCAUGUGACAAGAAGAUCCGUGUGAUUUCGCUCUGAUCCAGCGUUAUUGACUUAACGUUAUUAUUGUUAAACUCACUGUGUAGCGUUGCAUCCAAGUGUAUUCAGAAGCUUUAAAUCCGUUUUUUCGCUUGUUGAAAAGGUUAAUCAUUCUCCGAACGUCGAUUUUUUCGACAAAGUUUUUCUCCUCGUUUUCGCAUUAAAAAAAAAAAAGCCUCGACUUGUUAUAAUGACGAAUGAGAGGGAAACGCGCGUCUCCGGGAAGAGGAAACAAAUUUCUCGAAUUUCAGCGCACACACAAUCAGCGUUCUCACUUGCGCAAACAUCUCGCGGAGUCUCCUCUGUCACUGACCUACCUGACGAUUUUUUUUUUUUUUGUUUUUUGUUUUUUUGUUUUUCACCGCGCCGCGUUUUUUCCCGCUCACAUCUGUGCAAACCGCCGUAAAUCGUGCGCGAUUAUCGGCGUCGAAAAUAGCGUCGCGUCUCUUUCUGUUUACCGAUCGUCUGUCUCCGACAGAUGAUCGUUAUUACGAGAAGACGAAUUAAAGUCAUUGGCCGGAGGAAUCGUUUGGUCUUUCAGAUUCCGUCGCGCGUGCGACUUCUCGGGAGACUCCGCGCGGGGGAGUAUUGUAUUUAUCACCGACGACUCACACACAUAAUUUUACGCGAUUGCAACACUUUGCAAUCAUGUUUUCUCCGUUUCGUUCUUUCCGUUCAGGAUGCGUUCCCGAACACGCGCGAAUGAAAAAAAAAGUUUUCGUUUGCCACGAGCGUCGAAUAUUUUCCGAUUUCCGAGAUGCGCUCGCGCAUUUUUCUGUCGGUCGGUAAUUUAUUUCGCACAAAAAUGUUCGCACGACGACGUCAUUUCACAGAUAAACACGUAACGAUCACGUCUGAGCAAGUUACUCGGAAACUACUACUCGCGCAGUUUUAUCACUUAGAUUGUUUUUGUUUUUUGUUUUUUUUUUUUUUGUAUCUGUAAAGAAAUAUUUAGAGGUGAGAUCAUGUAAUAUUUUCAAUUUUGCGCGAUAAGAAAGCACACUUCUUUGACGCAACCAUGAUGACACCUUACGUAGCGACUUAGUGAUUGAUUGUCGCACACAGUCGGUUCUGUAGUAAAAUCUCAAAUAAUGACAUUUUUAUUAAAAAUUGCUUUUUACGUAUACGAAAGUUGCGAACGAGAGAUCACGCAUCGCAGUUUUUAAAUAAUUAAUUGCGAGACAUUACGUGAAUUCUGUGUAUAUAUAUAUAGUAACAAAAAAAUUUUAAUAAAUAAAUAAAACGAAUAAUUGUGUGAUUUCAAGCGUCUCGGUAGCGACGCGACCGUAAUGUAAAGAAAAAAAAAAUAAAUAAUUAAUAAAACUGUGUACAUAUAUAUAAUAUAUAUAUAUACAGAGUAUGUCGGAACAAAAAAAGAAAAAAAAAAUUUGUACGUGUUCUUCUCGUUUCUUCGAUGUGGUCGUUUGGCUGACUUUUUUUUUUUUAGGUUCUCGCUUUUGGUUUUCAAUUUUUAACACGCUGACUGUCACGCUGUGACUUAAGAGUUGUUUUUUUCAAAAAGUUUGCACGCACAAAUUAACUCUCUCAACUGUUUUUUUUCCACGCGUUACUUUUGGUAACCGCAUGUCGAAUACUUUGUUACAACGAGAAGAAGAAGCGUUGGCAUUAUUUCUUUUCGGGAAACGUCCAUAAGAUCGUCAUCGAUCCUUGAGUGAUUAGCGUGGCACUUAACGUGUUUUGAGACGCACGACGACAAAAGAGAGAUGAGAAAUACUGUAGCAUUGUAUAAAAAAAAAAAAAGAAAAGCUACGCUGACUCUAGUGUUAGUAAAACGAUUAAUAGUGUGAUAUCGUACUUUCUUCUCGUAAGUUUGCACUUCGUUCUUGUGCAUUUAAUCACGUGAUAAAAACAAAAAAAAAAAAAAUAAAAAAAAAAAUGAGGAAACGUUGUUGGCGGCCGAGGAAGAUUCGCGCGUAUGUAAGCACACACACACACACACACACACACACACGUUCGACGAGAGCUUGAGGGUGAUUAUAUAUAUAUAUAGAUAGAUGAAUACGGAUCAUGUGAAUAUUAUUAUUAUUUAGCGUUCAUCGCUUUUCGAAUUCAAGCAAAAUGUAGGCAGACGAUGAACUUCUGCAUGUAUAUUAUAUACAGGACACAUAUAAAUAUAGAUCACAACAUAUACUGUAUAGAAUGGGAUAUACAUGUAUA
Molecule: messenger RNA, 5195 nt
Organism: Pseudomyrmex gracilis
Lineage: Eukaryota; Metazoa; Arthropoda; Insecta; Hymenoptera; Formicidae
Gene: croc
Product: fork head domain-containing protein crocodile-like
Exons: 2
Coding region: 1127-2605 (492 amino acids)
Biological process (GO): cell differentiation; regulation of transcription by RNA polymerase II; anatomical structure morphogenesis
Molecular function (GO): RNA polymerase II cis-regulatory region sequence-specific DNA binding; DNA-binding transcription factor activity, RNA polymerase II-specific
Source: RefSeq, a predicted model, not a curated record